AUGGCGCAAGCUCCAUCCAGGUCGUUCUUCCAUCUCGCGUCCAAUCCAGUGGCUCCACGUGUCGUUCUCUGCCUAAUUCUGCUAUUCUCCGCCGCUGGAGCUGAAGCCGGCCGGCACGGUGGUUUCGACCCUCUAGUGAACGAGAACGGCGCAGCCGCGGUAUUGCCGGCAACGGCGGAAGAAACGCUGCCAUCUGUCGCUGAUUCCGCGGGAAGUGUGCAGGCCACCGCUACUUCAAUCGAGGACGGCUCGCCAGUGGAAGCGGCAGCGGCGGCGGCUGCGGCGGCGGAAGAAGUGCGUCGCGCGUUGUCGCACGUGCCUGCGAAAGGCUUCGCCGUGUUUCGCCAGCUGCUCAACGAGCGAUACGACGAGAUCGCAUCCGCGUUAGUUACGCCGGUACUAGCGGGACAGCCAAUCACGUUGCUCGUGCCGACCGACGCGUGCUUUCACCCUUCCGUGCAUGCCAAAUUCGAUGCUACUACUGCCACUACAGCUGCGAUAGCUGUAACUGCUGCAGCAAGAGAGGGCCGUGGCCUAUCAGAAGCAGCAAAGAACGAGCGGCCCAUGGGGCACGAGGAUGACGUGGACGAAGAGGAUAAGGCCAGUGACGUGGCGGCAGGUGGUGACGUGGCAGGAAAGGGUGACGUGGCGGGAACGAGAGAAGUGGCGGAUUUCCUGUCGGCGCAUCUGAUGACGGGCGCGCACUGCCACGGGGCAAUGAGAACGGCUACGGGAAACUGGAAGAUGCCUAUGCUGCAUGGUGGUUCGACCACAGCGCGGUUCGAUUCAAAAUACACUUUUCCCGGUGUUCCUGCAAACUACGACAAAGUUCGUGUUUCUUCUCGAGAAGGUUCAGCGAACCUUCCAAUCAUGGCAGCAACGCUAGCGGAUUCCUUUCUGGCGGAUCUAGACGACCUCUCCGACAAUGAAGAGGCGCCUCAGGAGCCCGCUGCAGGCGGGGGAGUGGAUGAGGGGUCGGAUGGCGAAGAGGAGGAAGAGACGAUGGAUUUAGAAGCUCUUAACUAUGACGAUUUGGACGCGGUGGCUAAGCUGCAGAAGUCUGCACGAUACAUCGACAUGAUGCGGAGGGUGGAAGCUGCGUUGGAAGCUUCCGAUGCUCAACUCGCCACUAAUGCAGAAGAGGAGGGAAGUGAACCGAAAACCGAACAGCAAACCCAAGAUCAAGAGCAGAGCGAAGAAAAGAGUCAAGAGCAGCAGGGAUCAACUCCCCCUGUGUCUGCAGCAUCAGCAGCUGCAGCAGCUGUAGCAGCAGGCCUCGCCCCUCCCUCCGCCACCACCUCUACCCCUUCUUCUGCUGCUGCUGCUACAGCCGGUUCUGCUCCUGCUACUACAGCCGCUGCUACAGCUGCUACAGUGCCAAUGGACGAGUCAGAGUAUCAAUUGAUUGUGGAUUGUAACGGGCUGGCAGUGGAUAUUGAUAACGAGAUAACCAUAGUGCAUAACUUCAUUAGGGACAAUUAUCGGCUUAAAUUCCCGGAGCUGGAGUCCCUGGUGCUGCACCCGAUCGAUUACGCGCGCGUGGUCCGUCGGAUCGGCAACGAGAUGGAUCUGACGGUUGUGGAUUUGGAAGGGCUGCUGCCGUCCGCGACGAUCAUGGUGGUGUCAGUUACCGCCUCCACCACUACAGGACGGCCGCUGCCGGACGACGCGCUGCAGAGGACAAUGGAGGCGUGUGACAGGGCCUUGGCUUUGGAUGAUGCCAAGAAGAAGGUGCUCAGGUUUGUGGAGAGCAGGAUGGGAGGCUUGGCACCGAACCUGUCGGCGGUGGUUGGUUCGGCGAUCGCAGCUCAGUUGGUCGGCGUGGCAGGGGGGCUAAUGGCCUUAGCGUCCAUGCCUGCUUGCAACAUUCAGGUCCUGGGAUCCAAGAGGAAAACUCUAUCAGGUUUUUCCACCGCCACCUCCCUCCCCCACACCGGUUUCCUAUUCCACUGCGAGGUCGUCCAAGCCACCCCUCCCCCUCUUCGCAUGCGCGCCACCCGCCUGGUCGCGGGUAAAUGCGCCUUAGCAGCACGAGUCGACGCCACACACGGGGAUCUGAGCGGGGGAGCGGGGAGGGGCCUGCGGGCGGAGAUGGAGAGGAAGAUUGACAAGUGGCAGGAGCCGCCGCCUGCAAAACAGCCCAAGCCGCUGCCGGUGCCGGAUGCUGAACCCAAGAAGAGGCGGGGAGGGAGACGGCUGAGGAAGAUGAAGGAACGCUACGGCAUCACGGACAUGCGCAAGCUGGCCAAUCGCAUGCAGUUUGGAGUGGAGGAGCAGUCAACCCUGGGGGACGGGCUGGGCGAGGGGUACGGCAUGCUGGGGCAGGCGGGUUCGGGGCGCCUCAGAGUGGCUGCUGCUGCCAGCAACCUCAAGACCAAGGUCGCCAAGAAGUUCAAGGAGCGAAGCUACGGCAGCAGCGGCAACACGUCGGGUCUCUCUUCGUCUCUUGCCUUCACGCCCAUCCAGGGCAUAGAGCUGACCAACCCGCAAGCAGCACAGAUGUCUCACCUGGGGAGCGGCACUCAAAGCACCUACUUCUCAGAAACCGGCACCUUUUCCAAGAUCAAGAAGCCGUGA
Messenger RNA from Closterium sp. Yama58-4, 2577 nucleotides. NCBI's taxonomy places the organism in Eukaryota, Viridiplantae, Streptophyta, Zygnematophyceae, Desmidiales, Closteriaceae. The record is from the annotation of a GenBank genome assembly.